CCUCCUCAUGUCAAGCUCUCUUCAAACACUCCCAGUCAACUUAACUCCAUAACAUAACAUGAUUUUUACAACGUUGUUAAAUUUCUAGGAAAGAUCUUAUAAAACCAUGAUUUCUCCGCUUCUUUUGGCGCCAUGAAUAUCGCUACAAAUUAUUUUCUUUGCUAAUGUAACAAAAAUUACAAAUAAAUAAAUUGUUUCGAUGGUGGAUUCGGAUUCUUUUCCUCGCACUCUUGAUCAGACGAGUGCACUGAGCGAUGAUCAAGAAGGUUUUUGCAGAUACAAAUUCACUGCAGAGGAAGAUGAUGAGUUUUUUCGAGUUUCGGUUCGGAAAGAGCCGGCUAGCGCUUCUUCGUUGAUGAAUGCUGGUGACUGGAUUGUGAGUGCUCGUUCGGAUUGCAUCAGAUGGAUCUUCAAUGCAAUGACAUUGAUGGGACUUCAGCUCCGUACAGCUUAUUUAUCGGUGGCUUAUUUUGAUAAAUUUCUUUCGCGGAGAAUGAUAGAUAAUGAUAAAUAUUGGGCAGUUCGAUUACUAUCAGUGGCUUGCUUAUCUUUGGCGGCGAAAAUGGAGGAAUGCAAGGUUCAUUCACUCGAAGAUUUUUCAAUGGAAGAUUAUUGUUUUGAGGGUCAAGUGAUACAGAGGAUGGAGAUUCUUGUAUUGAAUACAUUGGAAUGGGAAAUGAAUUUAAUCACUCCUUUUCACUAUCUUCCCUAUUUUGUUUCGAAAUUUUGGGACCGGAAUCCCCCAAGAAAUGUGGUGCCGAUGGAUCUCAUAUAUGCAAUAAUCAAAGAUGUAGAGUUGAUGAGUUCUAGAUCAUCAGUUAUAGCAGCAGCAGCCACAUUGUUGACAUUGGACGAAACACUCACGAGGCAGAGUAUAGAAACUAAGAUCGAGACUUUUGCCUGUGGAGUUCUUGAAGCUGAGGAGGUUUUUCGUUGUUAUCUUCGAAUGCAGGAACUCAAUGAGGAUAAAAUUAACUUGACACCGGUUCAAUGCUUAGGCACUGAUAUUUAUGGAAAUUCUUUGUAUACUCCUGCUGCGAACACUAAAAGAAAGAGGCUUAAAUUUGAUGAUUGUGAUCAGGAUAAUGUCAUGCCUACAGAGAAGAGACUGCGAUAAUGAGUUCUAUAGUUAAUUUACGAGUUUAGCAAAUGUGGUUGCCGAUUCUUACCUAUUUCUGGAAUGGUAUCGAAGAUCUGGUAUAAUGUGUGAUCAUCAUAAUUCGAAAGGCGAGGAGACAGAAAGAGAAAUAUAAGGCGGAGCUUUGGACUUGCCCAUGAAAACUUAAUUUUCAAGCGAAAACUUAAUUCUUUUUUCUUUUUAUAAAUUAUUUGUUUAUUUUCUAUUAGAUUAGGUGUCAUAACCCUACACAACCAUUCUUGCAACCCUAACUUUUGAAGGGUGUGCCUAGGAUGCUUACUUUCCAGGCUUUGGAAAUGCUGUGAAAAGGAAAGCAAUGAGAGGCUCCGAGUUUCUUUUCCAGAGAGUGUGAAGCUAUUUUUAUCUGUUUGGGUCAUUUGAGUUGCAUGUUGGCCUUCAAUAAAAGGUCUGUAAAGGUGGGUUUUUGAUUGGAUUUGUGUUUGUUUGGGAGAACAUUUUCCUUUUUAUAAGUGGGCUCUGUUUUUCUUU
Messenger RNA from Daucus carota subsp. sativus, 1627 nucleotides. Its product is annotated as cyclin-D5-1. The record is from RefSeq and is a predicted model, not a curated record. Gene Ontology annotation, molecular function: cyclin-dependent protein serine/threonine kinase regulator activity. The transcript has 5 exons. Gene Ontology annotation, biological process: regulation of cyclin-dependent protein serine/threonine kinase activity; mitotic cell cycle phase transition. Lineage: Eukaryota; Viridiplantae; Streptophyta; Magnoliopsida; Apiales; Apiaceae. Bases 200 to 1117 code for a protein of 305 amino acids. Gene Ontology annotation, cellular component: nucleus; cytoplasm; cyclin-dependent protein kinase holoenzyme complex.